AACAUUUUUUAUUUUUUCUGCUAUCAAUUGUAUGCUAUACUAUUGAGUAUUGUAGUUAUAUUACACAUAAAAUAAAAUCAUAAUCCAUAAUAUUUUGUUGUAUUAAUGUGUUCAAAGUCUAAGGACAAUGAACAAUGUCGAUUCAGUGGGUCCUCCAGAUCCAGUAUCAAAUUUGAGACCAAUUAAAUAUCAUAUACCAAAACACGAGUCUUUAGUCGAACGCCAAUUGCGGCUUAAGCGAAUUGAAGUAGCAAAAUGGAAUCAUGAAUUUUGGACUAACCAUAACCUGAGAUUUAUAAAAGAAAGGGAAGCAUAUAAAAAAUGUUUAUCCGAUAAGGGCAUUUCAACAGCUACGGCCGAUCAAAUGUCUGAAUUUUACAAAGACUUUUUAGACAGAAAUUGGAAAACACAUAUGUCUUAUAAUUUUGAAUGGUAUAAAAAAAAUAUAUCAAUUGUACGUUUAAUGAUGAAUAAAAAUAUAUUCAAAGCAAUUCAGUGGAUUAAAAUAUUUAAAUUUUAAGUAUAUAUAAGAAUGCGUCUUUUAAAAUCAUUUGGCAUAAACCGCUAUUCUACUUUCAUUCAUCAUAUUCUUUUUGUGUUAUUAUUGUAUAACAUUUAUCUCUCACUUACACUUCUUAAAGCAAGUUCCUUAUCAAAAGAUUGUGGUAAUGAGAAAUCUAACACCUCAUAUUUCCAUCUUACGCUGUCUAAUGGGCGAUGGGAUAGUAGACGUAUGGUUAAAACAUUUGACAAUGUGAUAAUAGCAGAACAAAAACCAAAUGGAAUGGUAUGUUUAGCUACACAAUGUUCAGUAGAUAGAUUACAUUCUAUUGUAGAACUAGCAAACAAUUGGAAUGGAUCAAUAUCGACUGCAAUUUAUGUAGCUGGUGAAGAAUUAUAUUAUUUACAAGAUUAUGUAAGAUUUCUACGGCGAUGUUAUCGAUCAAUUCGUCAAACAGUUACUUUUCAUCUUGCCCUGCCUGCAAAUCAAUUUCCACAAUCUGCUCAAUCAGGUUUUACAACAGAUCAGUUACCAUGUCACCAGGAUCCAGUGACUGUUUUAUCAAAUUUGAUGAAGCUAUUACCAGAAACUCUUAAACGAUGGAGAAUUCGUAUGCCUUACCCUCAAAAUCAUCUGAGAAACCUGGCUCGUUUAAAUUGUCAAACUCAUUAUACAUUGGUUACAGACAUUGAUAUUAUUCCUAGUAUUGAUUCAGCAAUAUUACUCAAUACAUUUUUGUCAGAAAGACCAAAAUGUUUAAAGUGUGUAUAUGUUUUGCCUACAUAUGAAGUUCAUAAAUCAGCUAUUCCACCUAAAAAUGUUACUGAGUUAAUAAAAUUAAAAUCUACCGGGCUUGCAAGAUAUUUCCACAUGGAAGUCUUCAAAUUAAACCAGAUGCCAACUAACUUUCUAAUGUUUGAAAAAAGCUCAAAAAAAUAUAGUGGUAUACACAUAAGUCAUAAAGUAUCCAAAUAUCAAUUGUAUUAUGAGCCAUUUUACGUAUCAUUAAACAACGUUCCGAGCUAUGAUGAACGGUUCAUUGGAUAUGGUUACACGAGGAAUUCACAGGUGUACGAGAUGUUUGCAGCUAAAUAUCAAUUUGAAGUACUUGCUAAUGUUUUUACGUUCCAGCAUAGUUUUGCAUCACAGAAAAAGAAAUCUAACUAUCGAGAAAUUCAAUAUGCAGAAAAUUUAGCAUUAUUCACUAAAUUUAAAAAGGAAAUAGCUGCACGAUAUUUACUAAGCCAUUACUUAUGAACUAUAAAUUUAUUUUGUUACAUUUUUCUAAUUUUACUUGCAAUUUUUUGGAUUUGUAUCAAUUUGUUAUUAGAAAUUUAAUGAGUACAUAAUGUGCUGAUCAAAAAUAAUUUAAAUUCAAAUAAUUAUUUUUUAAAUUUAUCAACAUUUUUUUCUCCAAUUUUAUGGUAAAAUCCUGACAAAAAUUUGUUAUAUUAUAUUUCAAACUUUAAAUUUAUUUAUAUAUGUUUUUCUAAAUAGUAUGAAAAAAUAUUAAUUGUUUAUUGCACAUUUAGAAUUUUAAACAAAUAAAUAAUACAAUGUUUAUGUAAAUAAUAUGAGAUUUAUAUAUUAUAAUAUGAAUUUCUGGAGACCGAUAACAAUACUAAAUGCAUUAGUAUAAUUUUUUAUCCGGUAUUGCACAAACACUUUUAAUACACGUAACAAAAAUGAAAAUAAAUUAAUCCUUAAAUAAAAAAAAAUAAAAAAAUAUGCAAUCAUUAAGAGUGCAUGAUAGUGUAUAAAACAGUACAUUUUAAAAUAAAAACUAAUAAAAUGUAUACAGCAUUUUUAUUAUUUGAAAAAAUCGUAUAAAACUCAGGUAACGUCUAAGUAUUUAUGUACAACAUUCACGCAACUGGUUUGCAACUAUUGUUUAUAAUUUUAUAAAUAAUAUAAUAAAAAUAAUAAUAAUUAAAAAA
Messenger RNA from Rhopalosiphum padi (bird cherry-oat aphid), 2439 nucleotides. RefSeq names its product beta-1,4-glucuronyltransferase 1-like. Gene Ontology annotation, molecular function: glucuronosyltransferase activity. Lineage: Eukaryota; Metazoa; Arthropoda; Insecta; Hemiptera; Aphididae. The transcript has 6 exons. Bases 533 to 1759 code for a protein of 408 amino acids. The record is from RefSeq and is a predicted model, not a curated record.